CCCACGGCGACAGACUGACAAAAGUGAGCCAACACAAUGGGUAAGAUCAUUUUCUACGAGGACAGAAGCUUCCAGGGCCGCUCCUAUGAGUGCACCAGCGAAUGCGCUGACCUGCACUCCCACUUCAACCGCUGCAACUCCAUCCGGGUGGACAGCGGACAUUGGAUGGUCUACGAGAGACCCAACUACAUGGGCUACCAGUACUUCCUGAAGAAGGGGGAGUACUCGGACUACCAGCGCUGGAUGGGGUUCAAUGACUGCGUGCGGUCCUGCAGAAUGAUCCCCGGGCACCAAGGCUCGCAUAAAAUGAUGAUCUACGAGCGUCCAGAGUUCGGAGGCCAGAAGAUGGAGCUGACCGAUGACUGCCCCUCCCUGUACGAACGCUUCCACUUCAAUGACAUCAACUCCUGCAAUGUGAUGGACGGCAACUGGAUCUUCUAUGAGCACCCCCACUACAGGGGGCGGCAGUACCUGAUGCGGCCUGGAGAGUACAGGAGGUUCAAUGAGUGGGGGAGCAUGAGUCCCAGACUGGGAUCCAUCAGACGGAUUUCCAUGUAAGAAACUUCACCAAACAGGAAGUCAAUAAAUCCUUUCAAUAAAUCCUUU
Messenger RNA from Oryzias melastigma (Indian medaka), 606 nucleotides. RefSeq names its product gamma-crystallin M2. NCBI's taxonomy places the organism in Eukaryota, Metazoa, Chordata, Actinopteri, Beloniformes, Adrianichthyidae. The record is from RefSeq and is a predicted model, not a curated record. The coding region runs from base 37 to 558 and encodes 173 amino acids. Gene Ontology annotation, biological process: lens development in camera-type eye; visual perception. The transcript has 3 exons. Gene Ontology annotation, molecular function: structural constituent of eye lens.